GAUGGUGGUGCCAGCUCAGCCCAAUCCAUACGCCGAGCAGAUUGGGGCGCUGCAAGACCAGGUAGUGCAGCUGCAGAAGCAGCUGCUCAUUCCCCAGCCGCCAGCCAUCAAACAACAGCUGCAGCAGCAGAUUCUCAUGUUGCAACAGCAGCAGCAGCUAUUCCAGGCUCAAAAGCCGCCACAGCAGGUCCAGCCACAGCUGCAAGCGCAGCCGCAAGCGCAACCGCAGCCGAUGACGCAGACUGUGCAGCCCAUGCAGGAGGUGGCGAAGCCCCAGCCGUCACUGCUGGAGAUGCAGCAGAAGCACCAGGUCGAGAGGAAUCAGCUGAUGCAGCAGAUGCAACUGCAGAACUUGCCCAUCAACCAGCAGCAGGAGAUGAUGGAUCGGCUGCAGCAGCAGCAAAGCCAGCUGGAGCAGCAGCUUGUCCAGGGUGCCGCAGUGCCUGUGGCCACUCCAACAGGAGGAAUUGGCAUUCCCAAGCAGCCGCAGACC
Molecule: messenger RNA, 493 nt
Organism: Symbiodinium sp. CCMP2456
Lineage: Eukaryota; Dinophyceae; Suessiales; Symbiodiniaceae
Source: the annotation of a GenBank genome assembly